AUGAUAGAGACACAAAAGUUAUUAGCCGUAUGGGAAGCUAAUUGUGCACUAAAAGAUGUAAGGAUCCGAUGGUACGAAAUUAAAGAAAAUAAUGACGUGAUAGAAUUAUUGAACAUUUCGAAUGUCCUUGCCCCAACAGAAAUAGAUAGCUCACACCAUGUGUACAAGGCGACAAUAGGCCCAUUCACGACCGUUUCAAAAUAUGCGUACGAGAUUGUUCACAAGAUAGAUGAAAAAAGACAGGCCGAUGUAAUUUCUUCAAAUUCCUUCAAACUAUUUCCUGAAAAUUCCAUCACAUCAUACCCCAUUAAGAUAGUUGCUUUUUCAGAUAAUCAAUUCGGUCUUCCCAUCUUUAAUCGUCUUGUACAAUUGGCUCACAAGAAACACACUCCAAACUUUGUUCUUCACGCAGGCGAUGCAGUUCAACAUUUUAAAAAUCUUCAACAAUGGCAGACUGAUUUUUAUGAUCCGUUGACGAAUCUUCAGUCUCCGUUACAAACGCCACUUAUUUAUGCCCGCGGCAAUCAUGAUCACGACCCUACACGCAUGUAUGCGUAUACAACCGAUGUGCUUUGGUAUUCAUUUUCAUUGGCCAACACUCGUUGGAUCGUGUUGGACAGUAAUGUUGAUGAUAAAAGACAAGACGAGUGGUUAGCUCAAGAGCUUUCAUCUUUGGAUGCACAAAAGGCAAAAUUCAUAAUAGUAGUUGUGCACAUUCCACCCUUUGUAGAAUUUUGGGAUCCUGAAACUUGGCACGGGAAAAACGAAAAACAUUGGGGGGAAUUUGUACGUACAAGAUUUGUUCCUCUGUUUCGUAAGUAUGAUGUAGACUUGGUGAUAAGUGGUCAUCAACAUAAUUAUCAACGCGGUCAAUUGGAUGGAACCGUGUACACUAUCAUUGGCGGCUCCGGAGGGGAAUUGGAUCGUGUGAGAGUGGAGGAUUGGAAGAUGUACGUCACCACCAAGGAAACGUACCAUUAUGUGUUAAUGGAAAUAUGGGCAGAUAAAAUCUACUGGGUUUGUUACGAUUUGAAUGGUUCCGUGAUUGAUAAAUUCGAGUUGGGUAAAUGA
Molecule: messenger RNA, 1071 nt
Organism: Acaulospora colombiana
Lineage: Eukaryota; Fungi; Glomeromycota; Glomeromycetes; Diversisporales; Acaulosporaceae
Source: the annotation of a GenBank genome assembly